AAACAGAAAGUUAGCCCAUUACUACUUGCUCUGUACAGAAUGGGCCGCCCAGCUCCACCGUUAGCUCCCGUUCUCCGCGGGUGUGAGGAGGCGAGAAAUGUCGUCCUCCGUUUCCGCCGCCGUUCUCCGCCGCCUCGGCGACCGGCUCGGCCUCCGCCGACUCGCCACGCUCCCCGACUACGCGGCCGGCGAAGAGGAGCUGCCGCACCACCCCACCUCCAAGGACGCCUACUUCGCGGCGGUAAACCACCUCUCCACCAUCGUACGGCGCGACUUCUACCUGGAGCGCACCCUGAACCGCCUCCGCCUCCCGUCCCCAUUCCCGCCGGACCUCGCGCUCCGCGUCAUCCGCGCCGCUGCCCCCUCUGAGCCCCUCCACGCCGCCCGCUUCCUCGCGUGGAUCCGGGCGAAGCCCAAUUUCUCCCCCUCCGCCGAUCACUUCGACGCGCUGCUCCUCCCGCUCGCCCGCGCGCGCCUCUUCACCCACCUGUGGACCCAGGCCUCCGACAUGCGCGCGCUCGGCCUCCCCCUCUCUCCGGCAACCUUCUCAGCGGUCAUCUCGUCCUACGGCCACUCCCGUCUCGCCGAGCAGGCCGUCGAGGUCUUCAAUCGCCUUCCCCACUUCGGGUGCCCGCAGACCACCGAGGUCUACAACGCCCUUCUCGACGCGCUCUGCGCCAACGGCAACUUCGCCGGCGCCUACAAGCUGCUCCGCCGCAUGGCGCGCAAGGGCGUGGCCCCCGACCGCGCCACCUUCAGCACGCUCGUCGACGCCUGGUGCGCAUCGGGGAAGCUCCGGGAGGCGCAGGCGUUCCUGGACGACAUGGCCACCCGCGGGUUCCGGCCGCCAGUGCGCGGCCGGGACCUCCUCGUCGACGGGCUCGUCCGAGCUGGGCGCCUGGAGGAAGCCAAGGCAUUCGCCCUCCGCAUCACCAAGGAGGGCGUCCUCCCCGACGUGGCCACAUUCAACUCGCUCGCCCAGGCGCUUUGCGAUGCUGGUGAUGUGGAAUUCGCGGUGGGUCUUCUUGCCGAUGCUUCCAGUCGUGGCAUGUGCCCAGAUAUCUCAACUUACAAAGUGAUGCUACCGGCCGUGGCCAAGGCUGGUCGAAUUGAGGAGGCAUUCCGAUUGUUCUAUGCGGCUAUUGAGGAUGGCCACCGGCCCUUCCCAAGUCUAUAUGCGGCGAUCGUCAAGGCGCUCUGCAAGGCAGGUCGUUUCGCUGAUGCUUUCGCCUUCUUUGGUGAUAUGAAGUCCAAGGGGCACCCACCUAAUCGGCCUGUGUAUGUGAUGCUUGUGAAAAUGUGUGUGAGGGGUGGUCGGUUCUUGGAUGCUGCAAACUACCUUCUUGAGAUGAGUGAGGCUGGGUUCGCGCCACGGGCGCCAACCUUUAACGUUGUUGUUGAUGGGCUGCGGCAUCUUGGGAAACAUGAUCUAGCCCGGAGGAUGGAGCAGCUUGAGAUGUCACUAAAAGGAAACUGAAUGGAUCGGAAAGUAGAUACAGUCUAGUGGGGCGCUGUGAAUUGCAUGGUAAAGGUUCUGAAUUUUCAGGUAGGGUUCGUUAUCUUCUAAUUGUAUUUCAUGGCAUAGGCCGCCAAUGCUAUGCUGUUUGACUGUGACUGAUAUGCUUGUCAGGUGAUUGAUUUUUUUUUUCGGUACGAAGAGUCAACGAAUAAGACCAUCAGAUAGCCUCAACUAAUGUGCUCAAAAUUGUGCAGUGAAGGUUCACAAGAAGAGUAGUGGUGGAGUAGGCAGUAAGUUCAGAGGAAUGGAAGAUUAACAAGAAGAGUGGUGGUGGAGUGUGCAGUAAGUUGAGAGGAACGUAUGCUUUGUGAUUGCAUAGAUUAGAUCAUUGAAAGAUCCACUGUCCCAUGGGUGUUUGACGAGGUGCUUUCACUGUUCAAUUUAUAACCAACUCUGUGAUCCAUGAGAAUUCAUGUAGAAUAAAGAUUAGAGCCAUGCUACCUUGUACGAUUUGAAAUUGCAUUCUAGAAAUAGGGCUGACUAGUGAUAAUGUUUGUUGAAACCUCAAGGCAAAUCACUUUCCAAGUAAGGUUGAGGUACCUGUGUUGUCUUCUGGACAAAAGAAAGGCACUGUCUUCUUUAUAAUGACUAUGAAGGUUAUUCUGCUUGUGCGUA
This is a messenger RNA of Hordeum vulgare subsp. vulgare (domesticated barley), 2134 nucleotides long. RefSeq names its product pentatricopeptide repeat-containing protein At5g18390, mitochondrial. The transcript is spliced from 2 exons. Gene Ontology annotation, molecular function: protein binding. The record is from RefSeq and is a predicted model, not a curated record. The coding region runs from base 98 to 1477 and encodes 459 amino acids. Lineage: Eukaryota; Viridiplantae; Streptophyta; Magnoliopsida; Poales; Poaceae.